GUUUUUCAAUAUAUUAGUAUAUAAAACAUUUGAAUCACUACUAUUCGUUUGACAAAAGUCAGUCUUCAUUCUACAAUUCGACUUUAUGAUGUUGCGCGUGUAAUGCAUAAAUCGAGAUAUAUCGAUGACGAUUAUCCUAUGUGACGCACUACUCAAUUGUUUGCAUACAGGUUGCAUAAAAUGAAUGUACUUUUAGGGUGUGGCGUUUUCAGUUACAAAAGAGAUAUGGUUCUGAAAAACCAUAACACAUUACUCCUACCAAGCAUUUGCGUAUUACACAUCGGCUGAUUAGAAACAUUCACAGCCUAAUGUGAUUCCUUUUCUUCCAGUAAAUCAGUGAUAUUAAAUCACUAAGAUCAUAGAACCUUCCUGGUGUUAAAGGAUAUAUAUGCGUUGUGUCUACUGCUGCACUUAAAUGUAUUACCCGCGCUAAUGAAUCAUGGCUUGAAUUGUAAAUUGAUACAAGAGAAAACCAUAAUGGUAAAGGUGAAACUAAAUUUCAUAAUCUUAACCAGCGGAAUGAACUACUUUUUCUGCAUGGGACGUAAUAGCCAGGAGUAAUGUUGAAUAAAAAAUUAGUAUUUAGUCUGGCAAAAGAUGCUAUAAAACGUCGAUCAUUGAACAUUAUCGCGCAGAUAGAAAGAUCGUUCGACUAUCAUCUAGAUUUGUCGAUAUCUGCUUUGAGUGGUAACGAUGCAUUUGAAAAUGAAACGUCCAAAGAUGUUUCGGAUCAGAAAAUUAAGACCGUUUCAAAGGAAGUGAUCAGAAGUAUUGCCAGCAUAGAAAAUGUCGCUUUGGAACGAAGUGGUAGCAUCAGUCUUCUAGGAAUAGAUUGUUUGAGACCUCACGAAAUAGUCUUAGGAUUUCAGUUGGUUGAUAUCUUUUGUUCACUAAAGUCGCCUUUAGAAUUGCAAAUGAGCGAUAGACAGAAAAUUGAAGUGCGCCUCCGUACUUUGAUGAUGUUGGCUUGUUCUCAAAUUGACGCAUUUGACUUUGUCAAGACAGCAUUGGUGAUGAAUGCACUGGUAAAUAUAAUACAAAAUGGGCAUAUAGAUGCUGUUCUUGUUAAUGGGUUGCGUAAAUGCAAUACUGCUACAGUGGGAUUCGACCGCAAGUUAAGAUCUGCGUGGAAUCAUAAAUCUAUUACUUUGGAAGACUACAGCCUUGUUAAUGCACUCACAUGUUUCCACGACACUGUAAGUACAAAUGUAAUGGUUUCCCUCAAUCUUUUCUCCACGCGUAAAGUUAAUGAAUCUGCUCUAAAGGUACCAUCAAAUGAAAUAGAUGCCCAUAGCAUAUGUAUGGUACUAAAAUAUUAUGCAGCUUUAAAUUAUGCAUCUUUUAAAUUGGUCAGUUUAAUUCUAAAAUGGAUAGAAACGCAAAAUGAAAUGCAUAUAGAGGAUAAAUAUAACAUUCUUAUAUCAUUGGGCAAGCUGGAUAAUUCUGAAUUAUAUUUAUCACUUAAGAAGACAACCCCGUGGGAAAAUACGAAGACUAAAUUAACAUACGAGUCAAGAAACAUAAACUUGCAUCAUUCGUCUGAUGUUAAGAGUGGCACCACAACAAAAAAUCAUCUACUCCAGGAAAAUGAAGACAAUAAUAGCAUGGCUGAAGUUUUCAUUUCCUCUGUUAUUAGACUUAAGAGUGUAGGCAAUGCUAGUGUCAAAAGGUUGCAAUUAUAUAUAGCUUCACUAGUAAAGUUCAGAGAAAGAGCAAUUUCAUUGGAUAUUUUGCGUCAAAUGGCAACAGGGGCACUAAAGGACGCUUCUACAAGAGUCUUUCCAGGUACGCAGCAAAAGCAAGUAUUUUUUACAGUUUAUGCAUCUCUGUUAUACAACAUAAAGUUGUGCACAAAUAACCCACCACUUUUAUCACGUAGUGAAAUACAGGAAUUUUUCCUCUCCAACAAUGUCCAGAACAGCAUUUUGGCAUCCCUUCUUUCGCUGGCUAAGAAUCCAACCAAAACGCGUAUACAACCACUAGCAGAUAUUUGUGUAUUUAUGAAAUUAAUGGGAGGGGUGAACCAUGUGCCCGUUGCCAAAUUCCGAUUAACCCAUUUUCGAAAGGUCCUCAAGGAGGUAAUAGGGCUUUCGUUUUGGUAUUCCAGUGAGUCAUUCAUAGUGAGACAUUUUAAUGAAAUGUCUGAAUACUUAUACGGCGAUAAUGCCUUUAAGCCCAAGGUCCUAGAUAGGCUAUGUAUAAUUUAUAAAGAGAUUAAUCAAAACUCCAUUCCCCAUGAUGUUUUAAGAAUCUAUAUCGAUUUAACAGGCUUGUUGAGGUGUUUAUAUAGGGAAAAUGUGCACGUGACUUCCGAUUUGCACGAACAGAUCAAGGUAUUGAUUCAUUCCACAUAUAAAAAUAUUCCAUCCGAUAAAGUUCUUUACAUAAUGCGUAUGAUACAUUCUCUUGCACGUAUACUUAACGGAGAUGUAAAGCUACAUUCAUUCUAUGAUUUUAAAGGCAUCCUUUUUCAUAUAUUAUCCCAUAGUCAAUGGAAGGAUAACGUGCUCUUAUUGGUCGAUAUACUAUAUAAUUUGUUACCGUCAUCUAUCUCUUGGAUAGUUUGUGAGACUAAUUCUACACAAUUGUUAGAUGUUCUGACACACUAUCAUACUUCUGUUGUGUUGCCGCGAUUCCAUCUACCUUCUCCAUGGCAGCCAACUGGUGUUGAAAAUCCACUUUGGGAAGGGGGUACUCUGGACAUUUCGGUUUUCGCCAAAUAUGUUCAUAUCGUCUGGACUAUUCAAGAACGAUCUUCGUUUCAUCGGGAAGCUUACCUUUCUAAACUCUGUGAUAUUGUCUGUCAUUUGUCUGCAUUUCAAAAUGCCAAACGUAAGAAACCUGCUUUAUUGAACUUUUGUGACGACGAAUAUGGUUCUAAAAAAGGAAAUGAAAGGUGGCAGUCUUUCAGUGUCCACCUGUUGGCAAGGGUACUUUUGCAAAUGCAUAAACAGAGUGUAGGUUCACAACAGUGCAAUAGGCACCCUGAUUCUACAGCUCUUCGAGGACUCGCUUUCUUAUGCCAACAGUUGUCAGAUAGUCUAGACCAUGGAAACGAUCAUAAGGCCUCUAUGAAUAGACUAACAAAUUUGCUAACUGAUCACAUAGAAUAUGUGGCAUGUAUUGAAAUUAUAGAUAACAUGAGAAGGAAAUUAUUGUUGAUGAUGGAAUCUCAAUCUUAUCAUGGUGACGCCAUUACCUAGUAAUGUACCAUCAGCAUUUUAAACAUAUGAAGUAAUUAUAGCGAAACUACUCUGCAAUGCCGGGGUGAU
This is a messenger RNA of Babesia bovis T2Bo, 3272 nucleotides long. RefSeq lists its product as uncharacterized. The record is from RefSeq and is a predicted model, not a curated record. Bases 561 to 3203 code for a protein of 880 amino acids. The transcript has a single exon. NCBI's taxonomy places the organism in Eukaryota, Apicomplexa, Aconoidasida, Piroplasmida, Babesiidae.